This is a messenger RNA of Macadamia integrifolia, 1413 nucleotides long. RefSeq names its product GDSL esterase/lipase At1g71691-like. Lineage: Eukaryota; Viridiplantae; Streptophyta; Magnoliopsida; Proteales; Proteaceae. Bases 82 to 1200 code for a protein of 372 amino acids. The record is from RefSeq and is a predicted model, not a curated record. Gene Ontology annotation, molecular function: hydrolase activity, acting on ester bonds. The transcript is spliced from 5 exons.
CACUCCUCACUCACACAGUCACACUCUCAGCUCAGUCUCUUCAAGUCCAACCUUAGACAAGAACUCUCUUUCAUUGCUGCUAUGGCUAGCAGAAGGUUCUUCUCCUUCUUGUCAUUUCUUGUCAUGCUGUUAUUGAGUAGUAGCAGUAGUUGGGUUUCAGGCCAAGAUAGUGGUGACAGUGAUGAAGCAGGAAGUAGAAGAGAGCUUGUUCCAGCCAUGUUCAUAUUUGGAGACUCCCUUAUUGACAAUGGCAAUAACAAUAACCUUCCUUCCUUUGCUAAGGCCAACUACUACCCUUAUGGUGUAGACUUUGAUGAUGGUCCUACUGGUCGCUUCUCUAAUGGUUACACCAUGGUUGACGAAAUCGCUGAUCUGUUGGGUCUUCCAUUGAUUCCACCAUAUUCUGAAGCAUCUGGUGAGCAAAUGCUUCAUGGACUUAACUACGCUUCGGCUGCCGCUGGUAUACUUGAUGUCACGGGGAGAAACUUUGUGGGACGCAUACCAUUCAACCAGCAGAUACGGAACUUUGAGAACACCUUAGAUCAGAUGACAGGCAAUCUAGGUGCUGAUGGUAUGGCCAAUGCAAUCGCACGGUGCAUAUUCUUUGUUGGCAUGGGGAGUAAUGACUACCUCAACAACUACUUAAUGCCCAACUACCCGACCCGUAACCAGUACAAUACCCAACAGUACGCCACUCUAUUGACCCAACAAUACAAUCAGCAACUCAUGAGCUUAUACAAUCUCGGAGCAAGAAAAUUUGUGAUAUCAGGGGUCGGAGUCUUGGGCUGUGUACCUAGCAUUCUUGCACAAAGUCCGACCGGCCGGUGCUCCGAUUCAGUCAAUCAGCUCGUCAUUCCUUUCAAUGCCAAUGUGAAGUUGACGGUCGAUGACCUCAAUGCCAAUCUUCCCGGCGCCAAGUUCAUAUACCUCGACGUCUUCCAAAUGUUCCAAGACAUCCUCAAUAACCCUAGACAAUAUGGGUUUAGUGUGAUCGAUCGCGGGUGUUGUGGCAUUGGGCGUAACAGUGGGCAAAUCACAUGUCUUCCAUUUCAGACGCCAUGUUCGGACAGAGAUCAAUAUGUGUUCUGGGAUGCUUUCCAUCCAACAUCAGCUGUGAAUAUCAUUAUGGGAAGGGAGGCCUUCAAUGGAAACACCGAUGUUGCAUACCCGAUAAACAUCCAACAGCUUGCAAGUCUUUGAUCUUUCAGCCAAACAAGUAGAGAUUCUAAUGUCUCUAAUGAAUUGAGCUUCUGUAGGUGGUAUCAUCUAUAAUAUAUUGGAUUCUGAGAGAGUGUAGAAUUAAAUAGAACAUGAAAUAGGGUGUUCUAGUUGCAUCAGUUCUUGAGUACUACUGUACUAGAAGUGUAAGAAAUGGUGGCUCAUGACCCUCGAAACUGUUUUUUUUUCACAACA